AUUUUUCUCUUCCUAUCUCUAAAAUACGCAAAUGCUCACACCCCAAUCUCUCCGUCUGACUCUCAUAGCUAUGCCUAUAAAAUACUCCACCAAAUAUUAUAAACAAGCAUAGAAAAUCAUCGACUGAUCAUUCAAGAAACCACACACCCAUCGCCACCAUUUUCAUUUACAUGGCCAAGCUUAGGGCUAGCAGUCAGGAGAGAAACGGUAUCAUGAAGCUGAAGAGCGCAGCUAAGAAGCUGCAAAAGAGGCUUUCAUUGGUGAAGAAUUCAUCAUCAAGUGAGUAUUUUGAUGAGUUUGAAGAAGUGAAUGUGCCUAAUGAUGUGAAGGAAGGACAUUUUGCAGUGAUAGCUACGAACAGUGAGGAGCCCAAAAGAUUUGUGGUUCCAUUGAGUUACUUAACUCACCCUGCAUUCUUGAGACUCCUGGAGCAAGCUGCUGAAGAGUAUGGUUUUGGCCAUGAAGGUGCACUUGCUAUUCCUUGCAGGCCAGAAAAAACUUGGAAGAUAAAAGAGGUGAAACAAAGAGAUGAAGCAAACAGAGUCCGACAGAUGCAGACGGUCGACCGCAAAACAUUAGAUGACUCGGUCAAACUGGGACAAAACAUGCUUCAUGCCUAGUCAACUGGAAGAGAAAAUUUGUCGAUAUAAUGUAAUAUAAUGCAGUUAUUCACAUAAUAAGAAGUAAGGAGGGCCCAUUUUAAUUAUUCUUUUUUACUUUUAAGCU
Messenger RNA from Manihot esculenta (cassava), 726 nucleotides. Its product is annotated as auxin-responsive protein SAUR50. The transcript has 2 exons. Gene Ontology annotation, biological process: response to auxin. The coding region runs from base 171 to 620 and encodes 149 amino acids. NCBI's taxonomy places the organism in Eukaryota, Viridiplantae, Streptophyta, Magnoliopsida, Malpighiales, Euphorbiaceae. The record is from RefSeq and is a predicted model, not a curated record.